AUGGGCUCGGAAGCGGAUGAGCCAGCCUUUGCGGGCGUCGAGCGUCUCAAUGCUAUGAAGGUCAAGGCAGAAGCGUCCUUCCGCGCGGGUCAGACAAGGGCCUAUACAUCACCCAAGGCCCUUCAGUCGUUUCUCAACCAACAGCUGCCGGAGCUCUUCACAAGACAGCCAUGUGACCACGAACUUCAGCUCAUAGGCACACAAACUUACGAGGACAGCCAUGCCAAUUUCGUGUCUACUGUGUGUGGGCUUUGCCGGCACCAUUUCCAUUUCAGCAGCAACGGCCCAUCGUCUCUCGUCCGAAGACUGGGCCAAGACCAUCCUCAACACAUGCUACUCGCUUACGAGCAACAAAGUCCCAACGACUUUGCCGAAGACCGGUCACGCAACAAGCACGACUACACCUACGCAGCUGCUCGCUUCAUAUGCUGUGAUCAAGACUGUCACUUCAGCAUCGAGAUCCGCGCAUCAUCCCCCAGAAUAACCGACAGGGACGUCGACCUAUUCCAGGACGUAGGGCGCGUGCGUGAAAAUUUGGCGAGGGCGCGGGAAGAUGAUCCAGACAGAUAUGCCGAUGUGGAGGCCGACUAUGGAACGCAGGCUGCCUCCACGAUGUUGGUAUACCUAAGCGACCACCUCGCACGCAAACCAGAUGCAGGGCCGCUGAAGAUCAAGAAGCGCAACAAGAGGUUCAUGGUCUCUUUUAGCACAGAUUUCGAUCCUUUACUUCGCUCACUAGGCUGGGAAGAGAGAGAAGACCCAGAGGGCGAGGCGUGCUGGUUUCUGCCUCAGCCGACCCCUCCGCACGAGCCGACUCUGACCAGGACGCUACAGGCUCAUUACGAAGAUGCACGAGCCGAACUGAUUCUGCUCUUCACCACGACUCGGCCUACACCAGCCUGGGAGCAAGUGCUUCGUGUUUUGCAGGGACACUACGACCCGUACCGGAGCGCCCCAUCUCUGCUCAAUCAAAUCGAGGAAGAUGAUCUGGAUCUGCUUGGCUGUCUCCGCGACUACGGCCCGACAGUCUUCUCGUGGGCGGCAAUCCUGCUUGCAAAUAUCGACCCUAGGCGGCGGCAGAACUUCACCCAGGCAGCACUCAGAUGCAUCAAAGAUAGGAGCGAAAUCGCCCGCGAUGCCAUAGUCAUCUUUGAUUCCAGUUAUGACGCCGGCAGCACAAACGCAUCUUUCGAGUAUUUUGCGACCACACCGUCUGCGCGCAACGAUGCGCAGUAUUUCAUCGAUCAAUACAAAACUAUAAUUGGUCAGAACCCGACCGAUGACGAGAAGGCAAAAGCACUACAGCAUCUCCAGAUAAUUGAAGGAGAGACGAAGCUGCAAAUAAUCAGCCAGAUGGAGCCCGAUAUGUUGAUGUUCGAAGGUUCAGCGUUUCCGAACAACACCAGCGGGGUUUAUUCUGUCAAAGCUGCAGAGCAGCUUCUCGGGAUAGAAGCGGCGUGGCCAGCCGACUUGAUCCGGGGAUUUGUCCACAAUCUUGAUGAAACCAAAUCGCGAAGUGAGGUGGCCAGAGCGCUAGACUCUUUGGCCAACCACAAGCGCGGCCUUGGAGAGUUGAACGAUGCUGAGGAAUUGCAACAGAUGGCAUCCUUCUUGCAAGGUUCAGAGACUGGUCACCUGCAAGCAAAACAAGCAGCUACUCCAAAGCACGAGUCCACAGGAUCCAACAGUUUAAGCGAGCCUGCUAAAUCUAUGGACAUCCCUCCCGGCAUUUACAACAUCGGCAACACCUGUUACUUGAACAGUUUGCUUCAGUACUUCUACAAUGUAGUGCCCAUUCGGCGGUUGCUGAAGAAUUUUGAUGAUUUCAAGCUCGAGCUCGAUGCGGAACAUGUCAACCGCAGAACGACUGGCGGUAACGCACUUAAGUUCAGCCUUGACGAGGCUAUAGUUGCCCGCCAAUUCGUGGAAACACUUCAAGACCUGUUGGAACGACUUGAGACAACAACAGACAAAGCAGUCCAUGGAUCCCAAAAGCUAGCGAAUACUGCUCUUCUGUCAGCUGCAGAAUUGCUCGCAAAACAGGAUGCCCCCCCGCGCCAAGACACAAAACCGCCGCCUCUGCCGGCACGGCCGUCUCCUACACCGCCUGCGACAGCUGGUGAGGAUGUCGAUAUGGUGAAUGUAACGGUUGAACCCGCCGAUGGACAGACUAGCGCAAACUCACCAGCGGGCAGUUCACAGACUCUGGUGAAUGAGCCGGAGCCCAUGUCCGCAAUCUCUUCGAUUGAGGGAGCUGCUGAGCCGACCACUACUGAACCAGGCGGCCCUCCACCAUUAGGCUCGGGCCAUGACGUUAUGGACGUCGACUCGAACAAGGAUGAGCUCCCUGAAGCACUCACACUGGAGGAACGCACUGCACGUAUCGCAUGGAAACUUGAUCAGUCCGAGCGCCGAGGCACGUCCCAGCAAGAUGUCGGCGAAAUCAUGGGCAACAUACUGGAGCAUCUUGUCCGCUCUGUCAGGCCCACUGGCACCAUGCCAGAUCUGCCCGACGUGCAGACCGACGUCAUUACAGAUCUGUUCUUCACAACCAUGGUACACCACACAGUCGACCUCAAGAAAGGGUCAACGACCGAGAAAGCCAUAGAAGAACAGAGGAAGGAGGUGAUGCUGGACAGGUGGAUCCAGGCAUUUCCUCAUCCUGAGAAGGGAGUUUCGUCCUCGUUGUAUGAAGCGCUCGAUCGCAACCUUGGUUUUGAGGUGCUUGACGAAACGAGAGUGCGGUAUUCGACAAUCAGAUCCCUGCCUCCCAUCUUGCACAUUUGCAUACAGCGUACCGACAACUCUGGUGUGAAGAAUGUUAAUCCAGUCGUGAUUCCGGAGAUUCUGUAUCUGGAUCGCUACAUGGACGCCAACGACGACUCCGACCUUGAUCGAACCCGAAGAAGAAUGGGAGUCCUUCAAGAAUAUCUGCGCGAGUUGGAGGCACGUUCCCGCAAAGACUCGGAGUUUGUCAUCAAACCUGUGGAAAACAGCAGCUACUUUGAUCCUCCCCCAACCCAAGCCGAUCUUGGAGACAGCUUCGAUCCAGCAGGUCCUCCUGAGUUGGACCAGGACCUUCUCAAAGAUCUGGCACCAGUGAUGAGCAAGAGGAAGAGCUCCCCUGCCUCGACAGCUGCAUUCAAGCGACGGCGCUCAGAUGGUGCGGAACCGUCUCAUGAUGUGGUUGCAUAUGUUGAAGAGCUACACGAAGACUCUGUGAACCUUGUCGAAGAGACCAACGCGAAGCUCAGAGAAGUGCGACAAGAGAUCCAGUCCGCCUACGCAGACCUGAAGCAACAUAAGUAUGCCAUCCAUGCGAUCAUCUGCCAUCUCGGGGACCGGCAGGCGUCGGGGCACUACUGGGUCUGGAUCCGCGACUACAAGAAGAACAUGUGGCUCAGCUACAAUGACGCCAAUGUCACUGUCGACCGGCGCGAUUCGCAGGAGCUGCUGGACGAGCUGAACCGCGGCGGCGAGCCGUAUUAUAUUGCGUACGUGCGCGACGCGGACAAAGAAGAGCUUGUCGACGUGCUGCAUCGUACUGUGCCAAUUGAUACUACUGCUAUUGGCAGCAGCACCGUCGAUGGCCUAGAUGGCGUAGCGAGACCACACGAUGCUUUACCAGAAGACGCCGUGAUGCACAUCGAAACCAUUGAGGGUGUCGAUCCUACGCACGUAGAGGAUGUCAGCGAGGUUCACAUGGAUCGGGGGUUUGAGGACAAGAAAGAGUCGAGCAUGACGCAGGUUCAUGAGAUUCACGCCGCCGACGAACCACCCCCUUAUGAAAUCGUGUAA
Messenger RNA from Microdochium trichocladiopsis, 3798 nucleotides. RefSeq lists its product as uncharacterized. The transcript has 3 exons. The record is from RefSeq and is a predicted model, not a curated record. Gene Ontology annotation, molecular function: proteasome binding; cysteine-type deubiquitinase activity. Lineage: Eukaryota; Fungi; Ascomycota; Sordariomycetes; Xylariales; Microdochiaceae. Gene Ontology annotation, biological process: protein deubiquitination; regulation of proteasomal protein catabolic process; proteasome-mediated ubiquitin-dependent protein catabolic process. The coding region runs from base 1 to 3798 and encodes 1265 amino acids.